CCGUCACCGCCGCCCCGGCCCCGCCCCCUCGGAGCCGAAGAGCCUAGGCCCGCGGGUCCGCGUCUGCCUGCCCACCGGCAGCCAUGCCGCUGUACGAGGGCCUGGGGAGCGGCGGGGAGAAGACGGCGGUCGUGAUCGACCUGGGAGAAGCCUUUACCAAAUGUGGAUUUGCUGGAGAAACCAGUCCAAGAUGCAUAAUUCCUAGUGUGAUAAAAAAAGCUGGCAUGCCUAAGCCUAUCAAAGUUGUUCAAUAUAAUAUCAAUACAGAAGAAUUAUAUUCCUACCUAAAGGAAUUUAUCCACAUACUGUAUUUCAGACAUUUGUUGGUGAAUCCCAGAGAUCGCCGAGUCGUGGUUAUUGAAUCAGUACUGUGUCCUUCCCACUUCAGAGAGACACUCACUCGCGUUCUCUUCAAGUAUUUUGAGGUUCCGUCUGUCUUGCUUGCUCCAAGCCAUCUAAUGGCUCUUCUGACACUUGGGAUAAACUCUGCUAUGGUCCUGGAUUGUGGAUAUAGAGAAAGCCUGGUGUUACCUAUAUAUGAAGGAAUCCCAGUACUAAAUUGCUGGGGAGCACUCCCCCUAGGAGGAAAAGCUCUGCACAGGGAGUUGGAAACUCAACUAUUGGAGCAAUGUACUGUUGACACAGGUGCUGCUAAAGAACAGAGCCUUCCCUCUGUGAUGGGUUCAAUUCCAGAAGGUGUCUUAGAGGACAUUAAAGUGCGCACUUGCUUUGUAAGUGAUCUGAAACGUGGACUAAAAAUCCAAGCAGCAAAAUUUAAUAUCGAUGGGAAUACUGAGCGUCCCUCACCACCCCCAAAUGUUGACUACCCAUUAGAUGGAGAGAAGAUUUUACAUGUCCUUGGAUCAAUCAGGGAUUCGGUUGUGGAAAUUCUUUUUGAACAAGAUAAUGAAGAGAAAUCCGUUGCCACUUUAAUAUUGGAUUCCCUUAUGCAGUGCCCGAUAGACACCAGGAAGCAAUUAGCAGAGAACUUGGUAAUCAUAGGUGGCACAUCUAUGUUGCCAGGAUUUCUCCAUAGAUUGCUUGCAGAAAUAAGAUAUUUGGUAGAAAAACCAAAGUAUAAGAAAACACUUGGCACCAAGACAUUCCGUAUUCAUACUCCACCUGCAAAAGCUAAUUGUGUGGCCUGGUUGGGAGGAGCUAUUUUUGGAGCACUGCAAGACAUACUGGGGAGCCGUUCUGUCUCAAAGGAAUAUUACAAUCAGACAGGCCGUAUUCCUGAUUGGUGUUCUCUUAAUAACCCACCUUUGGAAAUGAUGUUUGAUGUUGGGAAAACUCAACCACCUCUGAUGAAAAGAGCAUUUUCCACUGAGAAAUAAAAGUUUGAAUAAAUUCAACUUUGUUUCAUUUCAUCUAUCAGACCAAUUAUAAGCAAAUUGUACAAAGUAUGCAAGAUGCUGUUAGAGACGACUUUUGUGGAAGUGAAAGCAUUUCUGUAAUUACUUUUCACAUUAUUUAAUACUUUCGACUUUUGUUUUUCUUGUGUAGUGGUAGAAUGGUAGCUGAUGCUUAUGAAAUACAUUGUAUUUCUAUCAAUAAAAUAUAGUAAAGCA
Molecule: messenger RNA, 1571 nt
Organism: Myotis daubentonii (Daubenton's bat)
Lineage: Eukaryota; Metazoa; Chordata; Mammalia; Chiroptera; Vespertilionidae
Gene: ACTR10
Product: actin related protein 10
Source: RefSeq, a predicted model, not a curated record